Molecule: messenger RNA, 381 nt
Organism: Aricia agestis (brown argus)
Lineage: Eukaryota; Metazoa; Arthropoda; Insecta; Lepidoptera; Lycaenidae
Gene: UQCR-Q
Product: cytochrome b-c1 complex subunit 8-like
Exons: 2
Coding region: 93-341 (82 amino acids)
Biological process (GO): mitochondrial electron transport, ubiquinol to cytochrome c
Source: RefSeq, a predicted model, not a curated record
CUUAAAACUGACUUCUUUGCCAAGGUUUUUUUUAAACUUACGUAAUUUACUAAAUACUUUUGUGCUAAAGAAGUGAGACUAAAAAUCUCAAAAUGGGAAAGCACUUUGGUGAAUUAGCUAAAAUAAGGGGACUUAUUACUUAUAAGUUGUCUCAUCAUGAGCAACGUGCGUACGCUGGUGCCAUAUCUCAUGGUAUCCCUAAUAUCUUUCGACGUUUCCGCGAAAAUGUGUUCAGGGUAGCCCCACCCUUCAUUGUCGCCUACUUGGUGUAUGAAGGUGUUGAAAGGGAACAUCAUCGUCUCUCGAGGAAGAACCCAGCUGACUUUGAAAAUGAUCAAUAAAGCUUGAAUAUUGUAUAAUGGAAUGAACCAUAAUUCCAUU